AUGGCCAGGAUUUUCCCAAUAUUCUUCCUUUGACCACGUUGAAGCCACCAUAUAUACCACAGAUUAAGGCACUCUUCUUCCCUUCUCACGAAAGCAAAAUACCAACUCAUCUUCUCUUUUCCCAAUUCUGGUUGCCCCCCUGGACAUGAGUGAAACCAUGUCUGGUCCUACCGAUUGGGCGCAAUUUUAUCAGCAAAAUCUUUCUGUCCAGGAAGCACCGAAUCGUGGUCGCGUCGUGCCAUCGGAAUCAGUGUUUGGUGAUCAAGGCUCUGAUGCCACUGUUGUUACCACUACAAUCACCUCGAGCAGCGCGCCAAGCCCAUUAGGCUCCGGUCCAGCUGGUUCCAGUGCUGGCCAUUUGAGUCCCGAAGGCCGCGUUGCGAAGCCGCUACGAAGACGAUCUAGGGCUUCGAGGCGAACCCCUACUACCUUGCUGAAUACGGAUACUACAAAUUUCCGAGCCAUGGUUCAACAAUUCACGGGUGGUCCCAGUGCACCUUUUCCAGGCCACUCUGGUGGACCAAAUUUCGGGUUCGGUUUUGGAGUACGUCAACCACAUGUUAACCCUGGUUCUCUGAUGAUUCCUCCGGGAGGAUUUCAUUUGCAAUAUCAACAGCAACAACAGCCUCAGCAACAACAUCAAUUCCAGCAGCAAAACCAGCCGUACAUGUUUUCACUGAGCAGCAAUAAUCCAGGAGCAGGGGACCUCUUCCUUCAGAGACUAGGGGGGAACCCGAGGCCCAACAUGGAAGGGUCGGAUGGGUUUGUUGUGGAGGGUGCUUCCUCACAGGUUCCACCUUCUAGAACACCUUCCUCCAAUGAGAAUAGGAGUAACGCUACGUUCAUGUUUUGAGAGGGACAUAAAGGAGAAAGUUAGGUACUGACUUGUCUUAGGGAGAAACAAUUGACCAAUGUAAAUAUUGUUUUACUUAACACCUUUUUUUUUUUCUUCUUUUAUGCCAAUGUUUAUUCCUAGAUAGACUCCACUGUUUGAAGUUGGGAGUUUCUUUGUAGUAAUCAAGGGGGGUGAAAGGAUUCUUGUUUUCAAAAACCAUGGGCCUACAGUGGGAAUUGUUGAAUCGAAUUUGUUGAAAUAUGGAUCAUCUAUAUGAUAUUGCUAUAGCUUCAUUUCUUUU
This is a messenger RNA of Theobroma umbraticum, 1136 nucleotides long. Its product is annotated as VQ motif-containing protein 22-like. NCBI's taxonomy places the organism in Eukaryota, Viridiplantae, Streptophyta, Magnoliopsida, Malvales, Malvaceae. The record is from RefSeq and is a predicted model, not a curated record.